AUGGAUUCAGAGGACAGACAAAGCGAGAGCAACGAUGGAGCAAGGAAUGAAAGAGAUGACGACCUUGACGAUAGGAGCGAAGUUGUUCAAGAUGAAAUAACGCCAGACAUCGGCGAUUCUCCACAACCAGGCGCAUCCAGUUUCAGUCCAACAGAAUUUUGUGUCUGCCCUGGAGAAACAACCCUUUUACUUGAUAUAAAUGAAGCCAUCUGCCCCCUUUGUGGGAAACUCAUCGACAAAACUGUAAAAGAAGCUACGACUUCAGCGGCUGAUGAAUCGGGCGCAUCAGCAAAUGGCCAUGUUGACGCAUUAAUUUCAACUCUGGUACAAGGACUAGUCAUUGUUCCACCCGAAGCAUCUCUCGAAGAUGAAAUUUUUGCUUCAACACAAGAAAACUGGAGUGUAGACACAGAUCUUCCAUGUGAGGAGGGACAAGGUGGAAUCAAAAUUCCCGUUGAAAGCAUCUCACACCCAUCAGUCCAAGUGCCAUGUCCACCUCUCCUUCUGAAGUUCUUUGUGCUGAAACAAGAUCAUAUAGAUGUUAAUGAAAUGUUAUUUUCAUUACAUUUCAUCGAAUAUUCAGAACAGGGGAGGGUAACUUCAUCAGUAAGACAGUUGGAGCAACACCUGGGAAUGAGAUUUCAGGUUGUCCCACUUGGCAAGGAACAUUCUACCCAAGCAGAGAGUAAGCAUCUCCACACCAUCAAUGUAGACCAACAAAUUACAGUUACGUUUCAAUUGCUGGGACAAUGUGAAAGAAAAUUCUUACUGCAUGGGGACACUUUUGAGGUACCUUUGAUACGUAUAAAGUCCUUGUGCCAGAACAGAAUUCCUGGUUCUGUAGCUCAAGUUUGCGUGAUGCCUAUUUGUGAACCUGGGGAAGUUUGUCAGGAUCACAUUAAGAUGACAAUCAACACUGGGCAUACUAUUCACAUCAUGUUAAUUCCUAUCUGGGUAAUUAUAACCAUGUUUAUUAAAGUAUAUGUAUGAAUUCACCUCAGCUUUCUCUGCUAUUCUGUCACUACUAGACAAAAUACCUUUGAAACCUUGUAGAGGGGCUGACAAUGACCUUACAAAGUUUUCUAAACUAUCUACUAGGAAGAGGUCACAUAAUUAUAUUACUUUUAAUCCCUUUGUAGGAAUAUUUUGAGAAUAAUCAACGUUUUAAUUAUUGAAUAAAUUAAAACAAAAUUAAGUAUCAAGUAAGGGAAUUAGUAAUUGCUUUUUAAUAAAAUAGAUGGAGUGGACUGAGUAAUUUCACAUGGAACAGAUUGCUCUGUAAUAAUUUUUUCUUCUUUCUUCCUUAGUCUUCAAGGCCAGCUGAUCAAGGAGAGUAAAAAAUGCCUCUGUGCCUGGUGAGUAAACUUAAUGAUUCAGAUUAAAACUCAACUCAAAUUAUUGGAUUAAGACUGCACACAAUACAAUAGUUUUGCUUUGUUUAAAUUUGAGUAAACUGUAACCAAACCCUCUUGUUCAAGCUUUUUCAGCUUAUAUUCAGGUGUAUAGAAUGACAAUGUAAUCAGAUAAUAAGUUAUCUUCCAAAGGACUGAUUAGUCAUCAGUAACAGAGAACUGCAACCCCAUGAUUUCUAGUUUAUCAUAAAAAACAAUAAUGUUGCCAUGAGUUGCAUUUUAGUGAUUUUAAUUUUCUCUGAUUAGCAAGUUCUCACUCUAACACAUUCACUAAGAAUAUCCAGAUGGAAUCUACUUGCUGAAAAAAAAAUUUCUUGAAUGAUAUCCGGAGCAAUAAGA
This is a messenger RNA of Pocillopora damicornis (cauliflower coral), 1751 nucleotides long. RefSeq lists its product as uncharacterized. NCBI's taxonomy places the organism in Eukaryota, Metazoa, Cnidaria, Anthozoa, Scleractinia, Pocilloporidae. The record is from RefSeq and is a predicted model, not a curated record.